AUGAGGCAUGGCUCUGACGAUAAAUUGGAUGAUGAUGGUCUUGCACCUCCUGUUCUGCUGACAACUAAUGCUGAUGGGUUGCGAUUUGUGAAAGUAAGAGUAAGAUCCGUUCGGAUUCCCCAGAUUGGAGACAAGUUUAGCAGUCGGCAUGGUCAAAAGGGGACAGUUGGCAUGACUUACAACCAGGAAGACAUGCCUUGGACUGUGGAAGGCAUCUCACCUGAUAUCAUUGUGAACCCACAUGCUAUUCCUUCCCGAAUGACAAUCGGUCAGCUUAUCGAGUGUAUCAUGGGGAAAGUUGCAGCUCACAUGGGCAAGGAAGGGGAUGCUACUCCGUUUACAGAUGUCACUGUGGACAAUAUCAGCAGAUCACUUCAUAAAUGUGGGUAUCAAAUGCGUGACUGA
Hibiscus syriacus is the source of this 405-nucleotide messenger RNA. Its product is annotated as DNA-directed RNA polymerase II subunit RPB2-like. NCBI's taxonomy places the organism in Eukaryota, Viridiplantae, Streptophyta, Magnoliopsida, Malvales, Malvaceae. Gene Ontology annotation, biological process: DNA-templated transcription. Gene Ontology annotation, cellular component: RNA polymerase II, core complex. Gene Ontology annotation, molecular function: DNA-directed RNA polymerase activity; ribonucleoside binding; DNA binding. The transcript is spliced from 4 exons. Bases 1 to 405 code for a protein of 134 amino acids. The record is from RefSeq and is a predicted model, not a curated record.